This is a messenger RNA of Thermochaetoides thermophila DSM 1495, 1326 nucleotides long. RefSeq lists its product as uncharacterized. The record is from RefSeq and is a predicted model, not a curated record. Gene Ontology annotation, cellular component: cytosolic [4Fe-4S] assembly targeting complex. Gene Ontology annotation, molecular function: protein binding. NCBI's taxonomy places the organism in Eukaryota, Fungi, Ascomycota, Sordariomycetes, Sordariales, Chaetomiaceae. Gene Ontology annotation, biological process: iron-sulfur cluster assembly. Bases 1 to 1326 code for a protein of 441 amino acids. The transcript has a single exon.
AUGGCUUUGAAACCCAAAUCCGCGAUAAUAUCCCCCCUGUCCCCCUUCACCCCCGACCUCUACCAACGCGCCUGGUGCUCCAUCCCCCACCCAACCUUACCUCUUAUCGCAACCGCCCACGCCAAAUCCGUCACCGUCUUCUCCCUCUCCACCUUCACCAAACACAGCUCCCUCACCGGCGGGCAUUCGCGGUCCGUCCGUACCGUCGCAUGGCAGCCGCCCUUCGAUAACGACAGUAAUAAAGGAGGGGGGAAGAGGCUGAGAUUGGUAACGGGCAGUUUUGAUGCAACAGCCGGGUUGUGGAGUUAUAAACCUAAGGCAGAAGAUGAGCUGGAGCAGGAGGUUAAGUUCGGGAAUGGGGAUGGGAGCGACAAUGAGGAGGAGGAGGAAGAUGAAUGGGAGUUUACCCUGGUCCUAGAAGGGCAUGAGAACGAAGUCAAGGGGUUAUCGUUCACCCCCUCGGGCCAGUACCUCGCCACAUGUUCCCGCGACAAAUCUGUUUGGAUAUGGGAGGAUGUGUCGCUUGCUUCGUCGGACAUACCUGGUAUCCCCUCUGGAGAGGGGGAAGAUGAAUGGGAAACGGUUGCUGUUUUGACCGAGCACGAAGGGGAUGUCAAGGCUGUGGCGUGGGCGCCUUCUCAGCUGCCGAAUUCCCGCCCGAAAAACGCGAGUCGGUAUUAUAGCGCGGAAUGUUUGGCUAGCGCAAGCUACGACAAUACGGUGCGGAUUUGGCGCGAAGAUGCGGCCGAAGGACCGGGAGAGUGGGUGUGUGUGGCAGUGUUGGAGGGUCACGAGGGGACGGUGUGGAGUCUUCAGUGGGAAAGCAAAGAAAGAGAAGAUGGGAGGUUUCCGAGGUUGAUGACGUGUAGUGCGGAUGGGACGGUUAGGGUUUGGAGGGUGAAGCACGACGAGGAUGAGGACCAAGAUGAAGGGCAGGGGCUGAUGGGGAGGUUUGGAGCCAUCCCUAACACGAUGAGACGAUCGUUGAAGGAAGAGUGGGAGUGUGAGGCUGUGUUGCCAAGGGUGCAUUCAAGAGAUGUGUACUCGAUUAGUUGGAGUGCCAAGACGGGGCUGGUGGCAAGUACGGGGAGCGAUGGGGUUGUUGCGAUUUAUGCGGAGGACCCUGAUGCUCAGGAAGAGGGGGUGAGCAGAUGGAGCGUGAUUGGGACAGUGAAGAAUGCACAUGGGCCAUAUGAGGUUAACCAUGUGACAUGGUGCAAGAGGUGGGAUGCUGGGAUUGAGGCUGAGAGGAGGGGGAAGGAGGAGAUGCUGGUUACGACAGGGGAUGAUGGGGUUGUAAAGGCUUGGGAGGUGAGAGUUGAGUAG